Rhea pennata is the source of this 5702-nucleotide messenger RNA. RefSeq names its product dynein cytoplasmic 1 intermediate chain 2 (gene DYNC1I2). Gene Ontology annotation, cellular component: cytoplasmic dynein complex. The coding region runs from base 219 to 2048 and encodes 609 amino acids. The transcript is spliced from 16 exons. Gene Ontology annotation, molecular function: dynein light chain binding; dynein heavy chain binding. The record is from RefSeq and is a predicted model, not a curated record. Gene Ontology annotation, biological process: transport along microtubule. NCBI's taxonomy places the organism in Eukaryota, Metazoa, Chordata, Aves, Rheiformes, Rheidae.
GGCGUCGUUGUUCUCUGCCCGGUGUGGCUCGCGCUGGAGAGAAGCUCGGUGUUAUGCCGCCAGCGGCUGCCUCCGCCGCUUCAGGAUCCCUCCCCGCGUGAUUUUCUUCUACGUUGCUCCUCGCGAAGGGGCAAACGAGCGAGGCGCUACAGGCGGAGCACAUCGGGGUCCUGUCACCUACAAGCCUUCGUGUCCUUCCGCGCUUCCCUGUUUCAACCAUGUCUGACAAAAGUGAACUGAAGGCGGAGUUGGAGCGCAAGAAGCAACGAUUGGCUCAAAUUAGGGAGGAGAAAAAAAGAAAGGAGGAAGAAAGGAAGAAAAAAGAGACUGAUCAGAAGAAAGAAGUUCUUCCUGUACAAGAAGAAUCUGAUCUUGAAAAGAAGAGAAGAGAAGCUGAAGCAUUACUUCAGAGCAUGGGGUUAACACCUGACUCUCCUAUUGUCCCUCCUCCUACCUCUCCGUCUUCCAAAUCUGUGAGUACGCCAAGUGAGGCUGGAAGCCAGGACUCUGGUGAUGGUGCUGUUGGAUCUAGACGUGGGCCUGUUAAACUUGGAAUGGCCAAAAUUACACAAGUUGACUUUCCUCCUCGAGAAAUUGUUACGUAUACAAAGGAGACGCAAACACCUGUUAUGACUCAACCAAAGGAAGAUGAGGAAGAUGAAGAUGAUGUGGUUGUACCAAAGCCAUCAGUUGAACCUGAGGAAGAAAAAACAUUAAAAAAAGAGGAGGAGGAGGAAGCUGCCCCUCAUGAACUUACAGAAGAGGAAAAACAACAAAUUUUGCAUUCUGAAGAAUUUUUAAGUUUCUUCGACCAUUCCACAAGGAUAGUUGAAAGAGCCCUUUCUGAGCAGAUUAACAUUUUCUUUGACUACAGUGGAAGAGACUUAGAAGACAAAGAAGGAGAAAUUCAAGCAGGAGCAAAACUGUCCUUAAAUAGGCAGUUUUUUGAUGAACGUUGGUCAAAGCAUCGCGUUGUCAGUUGUUUGGACUGGUCAUCUCAGUACCCAGAAUUACUUGUAGCCUCUUACAACAACAAUGAAGAUGCGCCUCAUGAGCCUGAUGGGGUAGCCCUUGUCUGGAACAUGAAGUACAAGAAAACUACCCCAGAGUAUGUCUUUCACUGCCAGUCAGCAGUGAUGUCAGCUACAUUUGCAAAAUUUCAUCCCAAUCUGGUGGUUGGUGGCACGUACUCAGGCCAAAUUGUGCUAUGGGAUAAUCGCAGCAAUAAGAGAACCCCAGUGCAGAGAACUCCACUUUCAGCUGCUGCUCACACGCACCCUGUGUACUGCGUAAAUGUUGUUGGAACCCAGAAUGCUCACAAUCUGAUUAGUAUCUCGACUGACGGGAAGAUAUGCUCUUGGAGUCUGGACAUGCUUUCCCAACCGCAGGACAGUAUGGAGCUUGUUCACAAACAGUCCAAGGCUGUGGCAGUUACAUGCAUGUCCUUCCCUGUUGGAGAUGUCAACAACUUCGUUGUUGGAAGCGAGGAAGGCUCGGUGUAUACUGCAUGUCGCCAUGGCAGCAAAGCAGGAAUCAGUGAGAUGUUUGAAGGACACCAGGGACCAAUCACAGGUAUCCACUGCCAUGCAGCAGUUGGACCUGUAGACUUCUCACAUCUUUUUGUCACCUCUUCUUUUGACUGGACGGUAAAGCUUUGGACAACUAAGAAUAAUAAGCCUCUGUACUCAUUUGAAGACAACUCAGACUAUGUUUAUGAUGUUAUGUGGUCUCCAACUCACCCUGCCUUGUUUGCGUGUGUGGAUGGGAUGGGGAGACUUGACCUGUGGAACCUCAACAAUGAUACUGAGGUACCAACUGCAAGCAUUUCUGUGGAGGGCAAUCCUGCUUUGAACCGUGUGAGAUGGACACAUUCUGGGAGAGAGAUUGCUGUCGGUGAUUCAGAGGGACAAAUAGUUAUAUAUGAUGUGGGAGAGCAAAUUGCCGUUCCUCGCAGUGAUGAGUGGACUCGAUUUGGUCGAACGCUGGCAGAAAUAAAUGCCAACAGAGCUGAUGCUGAAGAGGAAGCUGCAACCCGAAUACCAGCGUAGAUAUUAAAAAAAAUAGGUAGCAGUGGUAGAUUUGAAAAUGAUUUGAUGCAAGUCUUCAAAGUGUAAGCAUGUGUCAGUUUAAUAGCUUGAGGGAAGAAUAUAUGGAUUAAACUAAGGACUUUGGUAAUGUAUUAAGAUCACUGAAAAAAUGAAAUCUUGCAUUGUCACUUUUUAAUAUGUAAAUUACAAGCACAUUCUUGGAUUUGUGUAACUUUUAAUACAGUUGACUUUGACUUUGCAAGGAACUUAUUUUGGUGAAACACUAACCUGGUGUAAAUUUGCUGUUAGACUUCUGGAAUUUCCACUUUAUAACAGUGUAUCUAUUUCUGAAAAGUAGACAGUGUUUCUAAACUAAACUUUCUGUAUUACACUGACUGACCUUCAUUACAUAGUUAAUCUCUGAAGGGUCCUAUAAAUUGAACUAUUCAAACCACCCAUGGAAAUGCAUGCAUAUGUUCCAAGUAAGUUUCACUGUUUAUAUACAGAUAAGCCUCAGACUUUGGUAGUGGGUAAAAUAUGUGAAUAAAAACUUGUCUGUAGUUACAAACUUAUUUGAUAAUUGGACCUGAAUUAAUGAAACACAUAUUUAAUACUAAGUCUUUUUUUCUUUGAAUUGGUGCAUUAAAAGGUGAGACUGAUUUAUAAAUAAAUAUUACAUGAGCACAUGUCAGCUGCCCUGACCCUUGAUCUGUCUCCCUUCAGCAGUUUCAGAGUAGAAAGUUGCUGGGGGCUGCUGCUUUCAUUCUACAAAGCAAAUCACAGGGUUGAUUUCCACCCCAACCUCCACUUCCUACCACAGCAAUCAGUCAAAAGGAAAAAGGCUACUGUUAUCAGAUAUUUCUUUUCCAAUGCCUAAGAGCUAGAUUUUGGCUUAACUGCUAUUGUGAUUAUUUGCAUUUUUGUAACUACAGACUUGCUACUAUUCUUAAAAAAAAAAACAAAAAAACAAAAAAAAAACUAUUGAAACUACAUCUUGCAGGAGUUUGAAACAAGGGCUGAAAUUCCUGGUACAGGUUGAAUAUUUUGAGUAAAUUUGUUUUUAGGACAUUCAGAAGCUUUCCAUCAAACUUGAAUGAAAAAAACACUUAAAGGCUUUUUAGUUGAAGCUAACUUUUUCUCACAAUUUUAAAUAAAUAUUCUGACUUAUACUGAUUAUGCAGUAAACCAGUACUUAGGACUGACAACUUUAGGCCAAAAGUAAUCAUGUUUAGUUUCUCUUAUUAUCAGCUACAAAUUGCUGAAAGAGACAUUUUAUUGGCUUAAAAGUAAGAAACAGGUUUAUAUUGUUACUUAACUGGCACCAGGGCCAGGAGUGUUUUUUGUGGUUCUUUAUUUUCCUUUUUUGUUUCAUUCCAUUACUGCAGCCAGCAUCUGUAUGAAUUACUUGUAGUAGCAGUUUUGUCUCCAGGAGGUUUGCUUUUCAGGGGGUUUGAAAGGAAAUGUCUUCAGAUUUCCAUCCGUGUUGCCUUGUCAAAAGUACCUCUUCUCCUCUACUUUUUCAGUCCAAAGUCAUGCUGUUCAGUAUGACAUUUGCCUUGUACGAUUUCUUCAACCUUAGGACAGCAGCUGUCCGUUCAGUUGCGAAACAUGUGAACUAUAUAAAGAGCAGGCACAUCAUGUGAUGAUUUCUACCCUUUAGGCACAGGAAUCCUUAAUGAACAGAACGUUCUGGUAUCUUGCUGGAGUUUUUUUGAGACUUUCCCAUUUCAUAAGUAAGUCUUCCUUCAGAUUUGCAUUUUCAGAAAUCUGUAGAUAAGACUUUCUUUUUGGUGGGCAUAAACAUAUAGGUCAUAUGUAAGAUAAGACUAUAGCUCAAUUUUAGUAUUUUUGUAAUUUUCAUGAAAACUACAUAUUUUGUAUUGAUUCUCCCUUGUCCUCCUAUCUCACAAAAUAGGUAGGCAGAGUUUUUUGUUUUUUUAAAACAAAAGUUGUAAAAAUUGCAUCUGCAAAGUUAAGACCAAUACUGAAGCUGGAUACUGUGAAUAACCAUCCCAGGGGCCAUACUAUCCAAUUGCUGCUUUGGAGCUGUAAAAAAUAUAAAUGUCAUCUCCCAUUGUAAAGUCUCUUAAGGCCUUGAUCAAGUCAGUCAACAAGCUGUGACAAAGAUUAAAUGCCAGUGGGUACCUCGCAUUUCUGUAUCUCCUUAGAAGAGAGCAGAACAAAAUACGCAGAUAUGGGAGUGAGUGUUCCUUGGAAGCCUGUAUCUAGGCAAACUGUGUGAAACAGCUAAUUUUUGUAACAGAACAAGAAUGAGGACAAGAAGCCUUGUAAUGGAGUUAAAUGCACGUAACAGACUAGUGAUCAAAGACCUGAGUUUAAUGUAAUGUAAUCUCUCAGUCAUUAAAUACUGCACAGCAGCAAAAGAUUCUUCAUCUUACCCAGAGGCUAUAGCUGAAGGAAGGCUUGGUUAUGUUUAUAUUACUCAGUUUUUCAAAAACCUAUAUUUUCAUAACUACCUAGAACUCCGAUCUGCUGUCCUGAGCAGAAGAAUAAUCACCACAAAACAGUUUAUACUGCUGAGGUACACUGAGCUUCAGGAUGUUUGACACUGAAAGAAAGAAGUGUGUUAAACUAAAGAUUGGAGAUUAUCAUCCUUCAGUAAACAAGGAUGGAAACUCACCUAUCGCCUUUCUGGCUCUACAGAUAGUAUGAAUUUCUCUUGCUGUAGGACUGUAGAAAUCUAGACGUCUCAAUUUCCUCUGACAUACUGGAUUUAAAAACUACAUCCAAUAAAGAGAUAAAAUGUCUGUUAAAACUUAAAAUAAGCCUUUCUCUCCUCUUUCUACUUAGCAUUAGAUUAUACCACUCAAUUCAAAUUUAUGCUCUAUCUAGGAAUUCUCGUUUGCAUCUGAGUUUUCCAGAAUAACCUUGUCUCUCUAUGGUAAAACAAUCUAAAGAGAAUGCUUUCAACUUUUCUUUCAGAAGGGAAAGCUUCUUGUAGUGCCCCAUUUUCCUUAUAUGGAUUCCUCUGCAUUUGUUUCCAGAUCGCUCAGUUCUUAUGUAUUUCAAGACCAAAACCAGGCAGGAUUAUAAUUCCAUUGGAGGUCAUUUUACUACAGUUAUAGAGGCAGAAUGGUUUUCUGGAUUAUGCAGGAGACCAAAUGCAUCUCCAGGCAGAUCCACCUCAACAGCAAGACUUGUCCGCUGUUUGAUCACUCGAUUUUCAUAUAAUAUUUACUAGUCCUCUUGAUUUUAAUACCUUUGCUGUAAAAAGCUGAGUGGAAUGCAUUCCUCCAAAGGCUACAUAAUGUAGGCUAGUCUUAACCUUUGAUCUGUGAUCCUUAAUCUGCAAAAAGAAAAUCAUACGAGACAAGAUUUCUAUAAAUACUAAGUAGUGAAUUGACUUAAAUGUUUUUAAAUAUUUUAUUGUCACAUGAUUCUUAACAAAACACUUUCAAAACAUUCUGUACAUUUCAAACUAUUUAGAACUGCAAUACUCAUUAUAUAAAUGUAUGUAUAUUGAUGCCAUGAUGUCUCUGUACAGAGAUGUACAAUAUGUACAGUUACAUUAAAAGUAGGAUGUGCAAGGCAAAGUCUAGGCUAUAGAUUCAUGCCACUCAUUGAAAACAAGGCAUAGAACCAAAGCAUCAGUUUCUUGUGUGCAAAUGACUAGUUUAUAAACAAAUAAAUGCAUUUAUAUAUACUUAUUAGAAA